Molecule: messenger RNA, 360 nt
Organism: Mesorhabditis belari
Lineage: Eukaryota; Metazoa; Nematoda; Chromadorea; Rhabditida; Rhabditidae
Source: the annotation of a GenBank genome assembly
AUGACAAGAAAUGUUGGAGCACCGAGAAUUAUCAAAGAUGGCACACAUGAAUUGCAUCUCUACCAAUCAUCAAAAAUGGGUAAAGAGUUGAAAUUCGAGGCGGUAGUCACUUAUGGAAUGACUGCUGAUGAGGAGUUGGAGAAGAAAUUCGGUGGUUAUUGGAUGGUUGGGAUCUUCGAGGAUCCAUACGGAAUGGCGUACACCGUUUCCCGGCGAUCACCGAUGUAUGUCGUGUUUGAAGUGAACGAGAAAGCCGGGAUCUUGUGUGCAAGUCAAGGAUCUGGUGGGAAUCGGCUCGAUAAGUUCAAAAUCACGAAAGACGGCUUCAAUACACAUCUUUUACAAAGGCCUAAAAAUCAU